Messenger RNA from Gadus morhua (Atlantic cod), 5324 nucleotides. It is a transcript of the gene dtx4a, whose product is annotated as deltex 4, E3 ubiquitin ligase a. Gene Ontology annotation, molecular function: zinc ion binding. Gene Ontology annotation, biological process: Notch signaling pathway; protein ubiquitination. The transcript has 9 exons. The record is from RefSeq and is a predicted model, not a curated record. NCBI's taxonomy places the organism in Eukaryota, Metazoa, Chordata, Actinopteri, Gadiformes, Gadidae. The coding region runs from base 600 to 2927 and encodes 775 amino acids.
AAUCUUAAAGAGGUCAACCAGCUCGUUGGAGGCUGUGUGCACGGCCGUAGCGGUACUAUGGUUCCCACCGUCCACUCCAGUGAUGAAAUCGACAUCCAACAGGGGUGUACACAAACUGUGUACACAUUAAAAAAAAAAAAAGCCCAGAAACUAUGAUCUCACCAUCAAAGCAAACUGCGUUCAUCACCCGCCACCUUACGAGCGUUCAAACGGGCAUCGUCUCUUCAUCCUCACCCUGACUCGACUGUACCAUAGAGAUUAUUUCAGUAGACGUCACGUCUAUCUGCAUAGGGGAAUGAAAUGCAAUAAACCUGCGAGGUUUGGUGGUGGAAAAUAAUGCCCCACUGUCCAAGCUCUCCGGGAAAUGGCGCACACCUCAAAACCAACAUGGAAGGUAUAUUUAUUUAUCUGUAUGCCACUGCCACCGCCACUGUCAAAGCGACGAUGUGAUGCUCGUAUCUUAAGGGGGGUGGAUGGUGGUGGUGGGGUGGGUGAUGGAGGGGGUAGGGGAGGUUGGAAAACAACAGAAAAAAAAAUAUGAGCCACAUCUGGUUGGCAAACUGUCUUAAGAUGGAUGCAGAGGCGGCGCGCGUAAAAAAAUGACAAGCCGGAGUAGAAUGUUACUAGCCUCCGCGGUGGUGGUAUGGGAAUGGCUGAACGAGCACGGACGCUGGCGGCCCUACAGCCCGGCCGUCUCUCACCACAUCGAGGCGGUCAUCCGCUGCGACCCGCGCACCGCUAGUGUGGUUUUGGGCCAGGUGGACCCGCGCCUAGCGCCCUACAUCAUCGACGUGCAUUCCAUGCACCAGUUCCGUCAAGACACAGGCCCAGGUACCCUUCGACCGGUACGCCGCAGCUUCUACGACCCGGCCUCGGCCCCGGGCCAGGGCUGGCAGUGGGAGUGGGAGAACGACGCGGGCAGCUGGACGGCCUACGACACGGAGGUGGGCAUCGCCAUCCAGGCGGCCCGCGACCGGCAGCAACCCUGGCUGGACCUGGCGCCGCUGGGCUUCUGCUACCUCAUUGACUUCCAGAGCAUGACCCAGAUCAACGGGCAGACGCAGCGCUGCCGCCGCAUCCAGCGCCGCUCCGACCUGGCCUACCCGCUGGUGUCGGGGCCCCUGCCCAAGUCCCAGCCCGCCUGGGGUGGCGGCGGCGGCGGCGGUGGCGGCGGGGGCUCGGCGGGACUCAUGGGGAUCGGGGCGGGCGGGGGGAUGGGUGGAGGCGGAGGCGGAGGAGGGAUGGGCCCGGGCACCGGCAACGGGAGCGCCUACCCGAGCGGCGCGCUGCCGGCCUCGGCCAUCACCUCGCUGGGACAGCCGUGCGCCUGCCAGCAGUGCAUGCUGGUCCUCAGCGUCAAGGCGGGCGCCAUGUCGGCCGUCCACACGCUGGGGCGCCGGCCGCUGCCCAGCAAGCCCCCCAGCCCCAAGCUGGGCGGCUACAUGUUCCAGGGGGGCUCGUACUCCCUGACCCUGCCCCGGCCCCCCUCACUGACGCGCACGCUCUCCCCGCACAGGACAUCCAUCAUCGGGGCCAUGGGGGGGGGCGGGGGGGGAGGCGGCGCUGGCGGCGGGGGGGGCGGGGGCCCCUUCGGACACUCCCUCUCCUUCCUGGGCUCGGCCACGGCCGCCCUCUCGCUCUCCUCCACGCGGCCCCCGCCCCCGCCCCUCCCGCCGCCCCCGCCCCCGCCGCCGCCGCCGCCGCCCUCCCACCCGCCCUCCAUCUCCCUCUCGGCCUCCCUGGCCCCCCCGCACGCCUCCGGCGUCUCGGCCGUGACCACGGCGGCGUCCAUGCAGACGCUGCCCCUCAUCUCCACGGGGGCGUCCAGCUGCGCGCCCUCCCCCUCCGCCCGCGUCCUGGGCCCGGUGGCGUCGUCCGCGGCGGGGGGGGCGGCGGCCUGCGCGGCCCCCCUGCCCCCCCGGGCCAGCCUGGCGGGGCUCAGCCGACCCGCCCUGCAGCGCAUCGCCAUGGCCCAGUCCCGGGCCCUCAUCGCCUCCGGGGUUCCGACGGUACCGGUGAAGAACCUGAACGGGUCCAGCCCUGUUCAUCCAGCACUGGCAGGUAUUACAGGUAUCCUGAUGAGUGCGGCAGGACUUCCUGUCUGCUUGACCCGCCCCCCCAAGCUGGUGCUCCACCCUCCUCCAGUCAGCAAGAGUGACAUCAAACCCGUGCCGGGGCUUGGCCACUGCUGCCGCAAGACCACCAAGAAACAGGCCCGCAAAGGCAAGACCCCCGAGGAGGUGGUGAAGAGGUACCUGCAGAAGGUCCGCAACCCCCCCGAGGAGGACUGCACCAUCUGUAUGGAGGCCCUCGCCGGGCCCUCGGGCUACAAGGGCCCCGGCGUGGGGGGCAUCUCGCGGGCCGAGUCGGUGGGCCGGCUGGCUCAGUGCGGCCACCAGUACCACCUGCAGUGCCUGGUGGCCAUGUACAACAACGGCAACAAGGACGGCAGCCUGCAGUGCCCCACCUGCAAGACCAUCUACGGCGUGAAGACCGGGAACCAGCCGCCCGGCAAGAUGGAGUACCACGUCAUCCCCCACUCGCUGCCCGGACACCCCGACUGCAAGACCGUCCGCAUCAUCUACAACAUCCCCCCUGGCAUCCAGGGCCCGGAGCACCCCAACCCGGGAAAGCCCUUCACGGCGCGCGGGUUCCCCCGCCACUGCUACCUGCCGGACAGCGAGAAGGGGCGCAAGGUCCUGAGGCUGCUGCUGGUUGCCUGGGAUCGCCGGCUGAUCUUCUCCGUGGGGACGUCCAGCACUACGGGCGAGUCGGACACGGUCAUCUGGAACGAGGUCCACCACAAGACAGAGUUCGGCUCCAACCUGACGGGCCACGGCUACCCGGACCCCGGUCACCUUGACAACGUCCUGGAGGAGCUCAAGGCCCAAGGCAUCACCGAGGAGGAGUGUCUACCCAAAGACUGAGGGGGCGGGGACUAUCGCCUGAGCCAAUGGGAGAGCAGGAAGGGGAGGUGUGAGGGGAAAGACAGAGCGAGACAAUGAAUGGAGACGGGGCCAAAGGUGGGGAGGUAAGGGUCGCUCGGCAACCAGAAGAUGAGGUUUCCUGAGACAUCGGAGCGACGUGAGUGACGUGAGUGUACGAAACAAUGAUAAACCGUUGCCGAGGUGUCGGGAUAGAUUCGCCAAACCCCGAUGAGUUUGUCGGAGGAAAGAAAACGUUUUUCUUGUUUGUUUUUUUAUUGAGCAGUGACGGUAACUACAAACAGAACUGACUUGAGAGUGGAUAAAAGGGAGAUGAAGUACGACUCAAAAACAAAACACACACUCAUUCAAGUGCGAAAACUUUGGACACCUUAAAGAAAAAUAGAGAGAUAGAACUCCAGCUCCAACCCGUUGGGAUUCAGAAGUCUCGACCGACUGCAUGAAUAAUCACUUUUCCUACGCUAAAUGGGGAAUCAUUGAUUUAUUUCCUUUUUUCCUGAAACAACAAUGGUGUCGAGAUUGCAACGGUUAUUCAGUGAAGUGUUGGGGAUCACUGUGCACAUUCAACUGUGUUUAGAUUUAAAAAAAAGAAACGUGUCAUUUAUACUGUGGAGUUCAGAAAAAGGAUAUCAAGAAUGUAACUAACUCUUAAUUUUUCUGAUUUUGGGAAACGGUGAAGUUAGCCAAUAAUGCUGCUAUAUGAUAUCAUAGUCGAGGGAAAAAUGAAAUGAACUUGAAAGAGAAGGGAAAAAGGGGGAAUUUUCAUCAUAGAAUAUCAGUGUUUUUCUUUUAUAUGAUAACAAAGUUGUCGAUGGACGGUAGGUUGAACAAAGGUGAAAAAAUAACAGAUUUACAAUUCAGAAAACUGCUUUUAAAAUAUUUCAAGUGUGGGACUGAACAUCACAGCAUGGAUGUUUUCUGACCUCUAGUGGUUCGUGUUGGGGAUUACAUUCCUUUUUAGGUCGUCUAAAUCCUAUCAUUUUGAAAAUGCAUUGCUGUAUAAUAUGAAUACUUGGUAUGUUAUCUGACGUUGUUUCCAUUGAUAUCAUUUAUAUAUACUUUUACAUGCCAUAUUUAACAGCAUACUUUGAUGUGACAGAAUUAUGACAGAGAGAGAGAGAUGGAGAGAGAAAGAGAGCGAUUGAUGGCUAAGGAUAAGCUGGUAUAGCUGUGAUGAUUUUCUAUACUACUUGCCAACCCCCUUUGGUAAAUCAAUUUUAGAUUUUAGGUAAAGGCUGCACAUAUCAACGUUACUUAGUGUGUCCGAGCAGAGGCACACAAUGUGUUUAUUUUUUUUCCUAUUCUUUCCUUGGGUUUAUCAAAAGACAGAUCUCGAAUACCUCCGUUCCAACCGAGGGGGUUAGGCCUACUGAUUGGUUAUACACCAAACAAACAUUUAGCGCCAUUAGUCUUGCACAAAGAACACUCUCUGGACUCCUUAUGAGUGACUAUACCGUUUCAAACGAGACGCUUAAUCUCGUCAAUCGAAAAACAAACACCCACUGUUAUCACCUCGACAAAUAUAACCCCCCGUCCUCCGUUAUAUGAGAAACGGUUAGAGAACGACGCUCUAGAAGCAAACCAUCAGCUCGACUUGUUUUCAAACGGCCCUGUCGAUUGGGCCACACGGCGCUUUUACUUUAAAAUACCCACAACGAUGUGUACUGGUGUAGGCCGAUGUGAAAACUAGACAUUUAUACUUUCUAUUUUAUGUAUGCGCUGUUUGUAUGUGUUUUAUGUGCACAAAAUUUACAUUAAACGUUUUCUAAGAUACAACUACAGAUCAGAGCCGCACUCUGGAGGAUUUAUUUAUUUAAUGUUUUGUUUCAUGUCAUGUCUGGAGGUUUUCGUGAGUGAUUUUUAUUUUGAAGUGCAAACAUUUCUGGUUCCAACAUGGUGAAGUACGGCCCCUUUUAGUUAAAAGUAAAAUAUUACUUGUGUACACUGUAACAGCAUGUCAUUUUACUGGUCUAUUUUAAGAGAUGCAUUUUUUUGGUGGUUACAUUUCUGUCCGAAAACCAAUUAAAUUCUAUUCUCUAGAAAUUAGCCCAGGAUUGCUGAUUCUUAUACACAUCUCAUUGCAAUUAUUUUAGGAACAAUCGGUUCUUGUGGCCACAUAUUGCUUUCAUGCAUAAAGUGUCUUAUUUUUAUAUUCUCACUGUUUUAUUCCCUUUUCCAAAAGAAAUGUUAAUCUAGUUAUCCUUCGCUGAGGGCAGUGUUUUGAAUCCAAAGACUGUUUUUAUUUUUAUUUUAAAAAGCUGGUAAAUGAAAACUGUACAAAUUAGGUGGUGAUUCAAUGGCCGCAGUAACAUGUAUAAAAAAGUUGGCAACUUGCAUUGAAUAUUCAGUACAGUGGGACUAUUAAAUUUGUAAAAAUGA